CUACGUCACUCUGCCUCCCUUCUCACUGUUCACUCCUCGUCCAACCCCCUCAACCCCCAAGUACAACUGUCCAGAAUAAGAUAAAACCAGCAAUCACAGAUCCAAACCCAUCCAAACACCCAAGAAUGCACAGACAGCCACACAUCCCCCUCUUCUCUCCACCUAUCCGUCCAUCCGCCCAUCCGCCCGUCCAUCCGUCUAUCCAUCCAACCACCACCCCACACCAUGCACACAUCGUCAUCUACCACGCAUCCACCCCGGAAAUCCUUAUCCGGAUCCGCCACCCACCCUCUAUCUCGCCAUGCUUUACCCUACCAUAUCAUCCCAUCCCAUUCCAUACCAUACAUCCCACAUCAUACAUACAUGGCACCCCUGUCCGCCUGCCUGUCUUUGUGAUACCCCUUGCGCUCGCGUUAACUUUUCCCCGGGAACGGACUAGGCGUUACGGUAUAUACGGUAGAUCCGAAUGUGCGUGUUUAACCUCCGGGCCGAGAUCGGCGGGAGAGAGGUUGGGGGUGGGUUGGGGGAGUGUUAUGUGCGGCUUCUUCGUUCUGCUUUUGCGUUGUAUUGGAUUGGAUUGGAUUGCUUGGUUUGUGUGCCUGUGCGUGUGAGAAGGAGGGAAGAAAGGAAGGAAGGGCAGUGUGCUGUGGAAUGUAUCUUGCUUGUGUGUUUGAUAUGCUGUUUACUACACGUUUAUGUA
Molecule: messenger RNA, 700 nt
Organism: Pseudovirgaria hyperparasitica
Lineage: Eukaryota; Fungi; Ascomycota; Dothideomycetes; Acrospermales; Acrospermaceae
Exons: 1
Coding region: 126-611 (161 amino acids)
Source: RefSeq, a predicted model, not a curated record